AUGGCCAAAGAAGCAACAACAGAUUCAGAUAAAAAAUCCAAAUCAGCCACAACAACUGGUGAGAGUGAUAGUGCAAGUGAGGGGGAUAAAGAUAGAAAGAAGAAAAAAGAGGAUCCCAGCAGUUCUGGUAGCGACACAACUAGCAAGAAAAAGACCGACUCCCCAAAGAAAGAUCACGAUGUGAAGAAAGGGGCUGACAAGCUGAUGAAGAAGCCGAUACCGAAAGCGAAAGCGGAAGACAAAGCAAAGAGCGAUAGUGAAGUGGACAAAAAGAAACCCGCCGGAGAUGCUGAUAGGAAGAAGAAAGGGGAGCAAAAAGAUAAAAAGAGAGAUGAUGAUAAAAAGAAGAGGCCGAAGAGCGCGAGCACAGCCCCCGGUGAAAUAACGAGGGUGGCCAUUAUAAGGCAGAGAAAAAAAGACAAGUCAGAGGCUGAUUAUGAACGAAUGAUGCUGCUGAAAAAACUGAAGAGGAAGAAAAAAAGACUAGCCAGGAUCACACUGGCCAAGACUCUGGCGAUGGUACUCGAGAGGGCGAUAUUGAAGUUCAACUCAAACAUCGAUGGAGGUGAUGAUGACGAUGAUGAAUGA
Helobdella robusta is the source of this 588-nucleotide messenger RNA. RefSeq lists its product as hypothetical. NCBI's taxonomy places the organism in Eukaryota, Metazoa, Annelida, Clitellata, Rhynchobdellida, Glossiphoniidae. The transcript is spliced from 4 exons. The record is from RefSeq and is a predicted model, not a curated record. The coding region runs from base 1 to 588 and encodes 195 amino acids.